Myotis myotis is the source of this 966-nucleotide messenger RNA. RefSeq names its product erythroid transcription factor-like. Gene Ontology annotation, biological process: cell fate commitment; negative regulation of transcription by RNA polymerase II; positive regulation of transcription by RNA polymerase II. The transcript is spliced from 4 exons. NCBI's taxonomy places the organism in Eukaryota, Metazoa, Chordata, Mammalia, Chiroptera, Vespertilionidae. Gene Ontology annotation, molecular function: RNA polymerase II cis-regulatory region sequence-specific DNA binding; zinc ion binding; DNA-binding transcription factor activity, RNA polymerase II-specific. The coding region runs from base 1 to 966 and encodes 321 amino acids. The record is from RefSeq and is a predicted model, not a curated record.
AUGGGGCUCUACCCUCCCGCAACUGUGAGCCCCACCUGGGAGUACACCCCUCCCCAGGCCUCAGAAGAUUCCUAUGCAAGAGGCACCUUCCUAGAGAACAUCAGGACACAGCGACGGAGUCCGGACCUGUUGGCGCUGGGGCCUGCGGUGCCUUCCUCCAUCCCUGUCCCCAGCAGUGCCUACGGGCCCCCCGACUUUCCUAGGAGCUUCUUUCCUCCAACCAGAAGCCCCCCCAAUCCAGCGGUCUUUUCCUCCCCCAACCUCCAAGGAGCCCUGCCCCCGUCCACCUGUGAGGCCUGGGAUUGUGCGCCAUGCAGGGUGGUUCUGAGACGGUGUGACAGCAUGUGUACCAGGCACAGCGAAAGUCCGGCAGAGCGAAAGUCCGGCAGAGCGAAAGCCGCUCCACAGUGCCACCUGUGCAAUGCCGGUGGUCAGACGAUGACUAGGCAGAACAAGCCCCAAAGGCGCCCGAAGGUCAGCAAGCGUGCAGGUGCCCAGUGCACCAACUGCCAGACAACCAUCACGGCAGUGUGGCGGCUGAAUGCCAAUAGAGACCCCGUGUGCAAUGCCUGCGGCCUUUAUUACAAGCGACACCAGGUGAACCGACCACGGACCGUGCAGAAGGGUGGUAUAAAGUCUAGAAAACCCAGGCCAUCACAGAAAGAAAAGAAGCCAGUGUCGAGUCUCGGAGGCACAGGACCAGCUGAUGCACCGGCUGGUGGCUUCAUGGUGGUGGCUGGGAGCAGCGAUGGUGGGAAUUGUGGGGAAGUGGCCUCAGGCUUGAGAUUGGGCCCACCUGGUACUGCCCAUCUCUACCAAGGCCUGGGCCCCGAGGUGCUGUCCGGGACUGUCAGCCACCUCAUGCCUUUCCCCGGGCCCCUGUUGGGUUCACCCACAGGCUCCUUCCCCACAGGCCCCAUGCCUCCCACCACCACCAGCACUGUGGAGGCGCCACUCAGCCCAUGA